This is a messenger RNA of Hemiscyllium ocellatum (epaulette shark), 1398 nucleotides long. Its product is annotated as gamma-aminobutyric acid receptor subunit rho-2-like. The coding region runs from base 10 to 1398 and encodes 462 amino acids. NCBI's taxonomy places the organism in Eukaryota, Metazoa, Chordata, Chondrichthyes, Orectolobiformes, Hemiscylliidae. The transcript is spliced from 9 exons. Gene Ontology annotation, molecular function: extracellular ligand-gated monoatomic ion channel activity; GABA-A receptor activity; neurotransmitter receptor activity. The record is from RefSeq and is a predicted model, not a curated record. Gene Ontology annotation, biological process: regulation of membrane potential; signal transduction; monoatomic ion transmembrane transport. Gene Ontology annotation, cellular component: GABA-A receptor complex; synapse; neuron projection.
UUACAAGUCAUGCCGUAUUUUUUAAAAACUAUCCUGAUCCUCUUCUGCCUGACGAUAGCUGCUGAAAGCAGGAAACACAGGAAGAGAAGAUGGGCAUCUCAGGUAGAACCACGCAAACAGGGCAGCCCUAUAUUAAGGAGAAUUCCAGAUACAACCAAAACUCGAACAACAAACUCUGAACAUCUUCUCAGAGUGGGUGAUCAUGAUUUCACAAUGAGACCUGCAUUCGGUGGCCCCGCAAUACCUGUUGGAGUUGAUGUGAUGGUGGAAAGCCUGGACAGUAUUUCUGAGGUGAAUAUGGAUUUCACAAUGACUCUGUAUUUGCGCAACUACUGGAAAGAUGAGCGACUUUCAUUUCCCAGUUCCACAAACAAAAGUAUGACAUUUGAUGGAAGGCUUGUCAAAAAGAUUUGGGCACCAGAUGUGUUUUUCGUUCACUCAAAGCAAUCGUUUAUCCAUGACACAACCACAGAUAAUAUAAUGCUACGCAUCUUUCCUGACGGAAGUGUGCUAUAUAGUAUAAGGGUUACAGUAACAGCUAUGUGCAACAUGGACUUCAGCUGCUUUCCUCUUGACACACAGACCUGCUCCCUGGAGAUAGAGAGCUAUGCUUACACUGAAGAUGACCUUAUGCUGUAUUGGAAGGGUGAUAAAGAUGCAUUGAAGACAGAUGAGAAAGUCUCUUUGUCUCAGUUCCUUAUCCAGAGAUUUCACACUACCUCCAAACUGGCUUUCUACAGUAGUACAGGUUGGUACAAUCGUUUGUACAUUAACUUCACUUUGCGCCGCCACAUUUUCUUCUUUUUGCUACAAACCUACUUUCCAGCGACUCUGAUGGUGAUGUUGUCCUGGGUGUCUUUCUGGAUUGAUCGCCUAGCUGUACCAGCUAGAGUUUCAUUAGGUAUAACGACAGUUCUAACGAUGUCCACUAUUAUCACGGGUGUGAAUGCUUCCAUGCCAAGGGUUUCGUAUAUUAAAGCUGUGGACAUUUACCUGUGGGUUAGUUUUGUGUUUGUCUUUCUCUCAGUGCUGGAGUAUGCAGCUGUGAAUUACCUAACCACAGUACAAGAGAGGAAAGAAAGAAAAUUUCAGGAAAAGUUUCCCUGCACAUGUGGGAUUACCAGCACCAAGGACUUAAUGUUUGAUGGUACCUUUAGUGAAGCAGAUGCCAACAGUCUGGCAGGAUAUACCAGAACGUCGAUCAUUACUGAUGACAGGGUCAAACAGAUUCGCCUGUCCAUUGGUGCAGAAUCCAAUUUACAAAAAAAAAGUCGCCUUCGGGAGUUUGUUGGCAUGCGGAUCAUGAAGAAUACCCACAUAAUAGAUAAAUACUGCAGAAUGAUAUUUCCAGCAUCUUAUAUAUUAUUUAACUUAGUAUAUUGGUCUGUAUACUUAUAA